UCCAGUUGGACAGAAAAUCUUUGAGAAUGCAAUAGAAGAAAGUAGUUUAAACCCUAUGACUGUAAAUCCAGUUAAUAGAUCUGCUGUUAACACUGCAUCACUGGAUUCACCAGUGCCGAAAUAUAAAUUAGAAGCUAAAAGAGCUUCCUUUCAGACUGAAGCAAUUGGGGGUUUUUCAAUAGAUGAUACAAAAGAAGAUGAUGACUUUGAAGGAAACAAGUUACUUUGGAAGAGGAUGUUUGAACGAAAAGUAACAAAGCGAGUGCUAAAAUUACAAGAACAGAAGACAAUCCUUCUCAAAAAAUGCAAACAUGAGAAAGCUGUUUUGGAAAAAAAGAUUCCACUGGAUUUAUUGACAAAGGAAUGGUUCAAUGAAAAUCAGUUGACAGUGCAGACUCGUCUGUACCUACUGGAAAAGUUGCUGCCUACUCUGAUUCUGGGCCUAGAGAAGUUAUUAAUGGAAGUCGAAAAAAAUCAUUUGACCGUAUUAGCGACACCACAUCCUUACUUUAACCCAAUUAAUUUCUUGGCACAGUAUCUGAUGGAGAAUAAUCCACAAUAUAACAGACCUGCAAAUGAAAAUCCAUAUAUUCAUGGCUUAAAGCAUGUGGUGGAGCAGCUAAACAGUCAUGUUGUUGACAUCAAAUAUAGCAGGCUUUCCACUCUUAAAGCAGAAACAAAGCUGAGGCAAAGUAAGAGGGAACAGCUGAAUAAAGUUUACCUGGACAAACAAGAGAAGAAAAAGGAAAGCCUUCGCUUGAAGUUCAGAGAUUGGAUGCUGAGCACCAAUGGAAAUGUGAUGCUUAGUUUGGCUCAACAUGUUCUGCGUUCCUUUUCGGAGUCUUUUCCUGAUUAUCUUUUUGAAACAUUUGAAGAUGUGAAAUAUGACAAAGAACUGGAAGAGAUUGAUACAAAAGAACAAAUACUAAAUGAAGAUGAGUUUGCAGAGUAUAUGUACUCUUACGUCAAGAGUCUGUCUGACAAUCCUUUCCAGGAUUUCCUCGAAUAUCUUUCCCACAGCUCAGAUUUUUUCCGUCAAAAAAGAGAAGGCGAUUGGUGGAGGAAGCAGUUUGCAGAACUGUUCCUGGCAUGUGACAUUGGAAAGGCAGGAUAUCUCAAUAGGAACAGGGUUAUCAUGUUAUUUGAAGAGUUCUAUGAUUAUAGUUUGGGCACCAAAGGAGCUGAAUUCCGCAACCCCAGGCAAUGGCCAGUCAUUGAACUUGAUGAAAUGGAAGGUCGAGAGUUUAUUCGUGACUUGGGAAAGGAUUACAGUAACACUGAUGCACCAGCAAGUAUACAUAAUGAAAAUAACAGCGAGAUACCUUAUUAUGGAGUGGAAAGACAUGUUGAAACUGAAAAAUUCUAUCCGGGUGAAGGUAGAGAUAUUAAAUCAAAACAGUCAGCCCGAUUCAGUUUAACAGCAGAUACUGGUGAUCUUAUUUCUGAUAAAAGUUCUUAUAGUGGGAUCCCUGAUGAGUACAGUGCAGCAACAAAUAAAUUUCCAGAAUUGGCGAGCAUUAUAUCAGAUAUCCAGCGCCGUGGUCAUACACUGAUUACAACUCCCUUUGACAGGAAUUCUUUAACUAUCCGACAAUUUGUCCAGUUGAUGGAGACUUUUAUGGGAAACACCACAGAUCCUUCAGCUAUUGAAAGCCUUCUAAACUACAUUCACUAUGAAUAUAGAGAGACUAAAGAGGAAAAAAUAGAAAAAUUAACUCAGGCAAAUCGUGAGGCAUUGGCUGCUUUGCACAGGUUGGUGCUGGAGGCACUGUUUGAGAAAUGGGAUAACGAUGUAUCAGGCUAUCUUAAUCUGAGAGAACUAGUAGAAGUCUUGAGCAAUUACAAGGAUGGAAUGGAGAAGAACGCCAUAAAGAGAGCCCAUAAGAAGCUGAAAUUCUUCCGCAAAGACUAUGCCAACAAUCCCACUUUGUCAAAAACAGAAUUUGCAGCAUACAUUGAAACAAUUGCUGCUGAAAUCUCGGACAAUGAAGCUGAUUUUGACAGCCUAGUAACAUUUCUCACAGUUAGAAAUGAGGACAGUUGCAUGGAGCGAACACGGCGUACAGCUAGAAGAAGAUGGCUGCAUGCUAUCCAACGAGCAGCAGAGACAUCUAGUUCAAGUCUUGAGUUUGUGUAUAAAUCUGUUUUCCAGACCCUUUAUAAGGAUGCAGAAGCUCAUGGUGACAAUAAGAAGAUAAGUUCUUCCAUAGCCUUGCUGAGGCAUAAUAACCACAGGCCAGAGAGGGGUGAAUACUUCCUGCACUAUGUGGCUUGCACUCUAGAAGAUGCACCAUAUGUCUUGAACCAAGCCCUCUAUAGAGAUACAGGCGUAAGCUUUGGAGCAGUUGAUGAUGGGAAACCACUGCACAUUGUCAAAGUUCAGGAUCAUGGCCGAGUCCACAUUUGGAACUGCCAUCGGGAUAAAAUAGACGGAUCUUUCGUAGUGGUUCCACUGAAGGAUCAGCACAACAGGGUGUUUGGAGUUUUGGGUAUUGACACACUGCGAGAUCACUGUGACAAGUACUUCACAUCUCAUGAGAUCAAUUUUUAUCAGGGUGUGGCAAAGGCAUUUAGUAUUGCCUAUCAUCAUGUUCGGGUCCGGAAUGACAUCCUAAAAGUUGUGGAUAAUGCUGUAUUGUGGCUGUUUAAUGAAACACCAAAUAUCAACGCUGUCAUCACCUACCUGGCAGAACCUUCAGGUAGCAAGGAUUAUGUGUUAUGCAAAACAAUGACAACGGAAUAUGAAUUUGAUGAACCAUGGUCAGAGGUACAUGUGCCUCCAGUAACUCUGCAGAAGGAGGACAGCUACUUCAGAAUCUACCUCUUCAGAUGUGCUGAUACUUCAGAAGUAAUAUUUGCUGAGACAUAUAAGGCAAGGCACAUUUGUGUACCUGUGUGGGAUUUGACGGGGAGAGCUCUUGCUGUACUUGAUAUUAAUCUUGAUUUGCGAAAACAACUCUUGGCUCAUGAACACAAAGGCCUCCUAUUGAUGCUGAAGAUUCUUCAUGAAGCCUGCAACACAAUCCUAAAGGAAGCUGCGGGAGCUCCACAACUAUGGAUCUUAGCUGACCGUGAUAAUGAAGAAAGGCGGGCAAAACUGCUGUUUCACCAAAAAAUGUUGCAGGAACUGAAAGAAAAUAUUAAUGAUCUGAGUGACAAGUCACUUGCAGAGUUCAGGAAAUCCAAAAGGCCUCCAUUAAUGGCUCAUGAUGUCUUUAGGGUUGUGUUACAUAUCUUGCAACCAAAACUAGAUGUGGAAAACAUCACCUGGGAUUAUUGCAGAAAGAACAUGAACAAUGAUUUAGUUGAUCAAAUCUGUUCCUUUGAUCCUGUUGACGAGAAUGUUCGUGUAGACAAUUACCUUUUGUCUCUCUACUUUAAACGUAUCACUGGCAGGGAAGUGUGGAAGUCUGGAUCAUUGGUUGUCUAUUAUCUGUAUCACUGGGCAUACACCGCCUUCUGCAUAAUACAACUUAAAUCAAAACUGAAAAGCUUCUACAGACCUCCCUCUGUUUGCCACUUAGCCUCUACAUGAAAGCAAUGCAUUGAUACUUUCCAAUCCAGGAGGAACUUGCUCCCAGUAGAAUUUUUUUUCUGAAAGGAAUUGUUUUCUUAUGGUCUCAAUGAAGUUUGCAGGCAUUCAAAAUCUACAGCCAUGUCACGUGUGUGUGUGUGUGUGUGCGCACGCGCGUAUGAAUAUGGAUAGUCAUCAAUGAUCUAAUCUGUGUGGGUGAAAUCAAAAUGAUAAAAUUACAAUUUGUUUUACAGUGAAUUAUGUAGAAUCUACAGCACAGAAUCGGACCAUUCAUCCUAAAAAUAUAUGCCAGUGUUUAUUCUCCAUGAAGUCUUCCCACUCUAAUGAUCCUUAUCCCAAAUUUCUGAUUCCAUUCUUUCCCAUCCUUGCAUCAAACUUUCUCCUAGAUUCAUGAAUAUUACCAAAUAUUCUCUAACGAGAGAGCAGCCGCUAUGGUCUAUGGACUAUGGUGACACAACAAACAAAUAUUUCAUAUGAUAGCAUGUUCGACAUUAUUGUUAUUCUUUCUAAUUCAAUGAAAAUGUAAAUUGACUUUAAGACCAGAGUUUAGUAUCUUUUGCAGCGAUGUUAUGAAUGCACAGAUAUCCUGAUGAGAUAUUCUGAUGUAUCAAAUAUUUUGAUAACAUUAACAAUUGGAGCAAAACAUUUACCAUUGCUUUUUUAGCAACAAACCACUACAACAAAGAGUGCCAUACUGACUACUUCUAGCAAUGAGAAAUCAAUUAUCUUUUUUAUUAGCAUAAUUUCCUAUCCAAUGUACACUCAGAGAUCUGAUAUCCUUUUCAAUUUAUGUCUCUGUCCUACUUUGAGAACAAGUCGUACUAACUAUCACAAGAGCCUGCUACCCUGCCAUCGUUCUGUUUUUUGGAUCACUGAAGAUUUACAAAUGCUAAUUCUUUUAACAAUUAAUAAAAGUAGAAUUUGCAAUGCACCUAAAAUGGGAUAGAUUAAGUUAUGGUGCUCAGUUUGCUAUCCAACAAUAUUAGAAAGUUAUAUUGCAGUACAGUCACUUACAAGGAUAUGAAUUAGGAUCAGGAAUAGACCACUCUUUGAACCUACUCUGACAUUUAAUAAGAUCAUGGCUGAUCCGACUACUCAACCUUCCACCACCACACCCCGCCCUCCCCACAUAAU
Messenger RNA from Chiloscyllium plagiosum (whitespotted bambooshark), 4669 nucleotides. Its product is annotated as EF-hand calcium-binding domain-containing protein 5-like. Gene Ontology annotation, molecular function: calcium ion binding; protein binding. NCBI's taxonomy places the organism in Eukaryota, Metazoa, Chordata, Chondrichthyes, Orectolobiformes, Hemiscylliidae. The record is from RefSeq and is a predicted model, not a curated record.